This is a messenger RNA of Lecanosticta acicola, 1783 nucleotides long. The record is from the annotation of a GenBank genome assembly. Lineage: Eukaryota; Fungi; Ascomycota; Dothideomycetes; Mycosphaerellales; Mycosphaerellaceae.
AUGCCUGGAAACGACGAUGCGAUUCGACGGGUAGAUGCGAACGACAACGAGGACAAUCACGAACAACAUGCUCUCGGGACCGUCCGUCUGCAGGAUUUUAACACGAAGGAACGGAUUCUCGUUCCGACUCCUAGCAACGAUGCGAGGGAUCCCCUUAGUUGGUAUGUUCUGCUGACUUCUCCAUACACAGUGUAGAGGAUUGACUGACCCUCUCGGGCCAAUUCAGGUCCAACCCCUUCCGUUACUACCUCGCUUUCCUCGUCUGCCUCUCCAUGAUCCUCUGCAAUUUCCUCGCCGCAGGCCCUGCCAUCGCCAUGUCAGAAACCAUCGAAGAUCUCCUCGACACCGAAGACGAAGACUGGGACAGGCAGGUUUCCCAGAUUUCCUUCCUCUUCACGACGAAUUCCCUAUUCCAAGGCCUGGGCAAUCUGAUCUGGAUGCCCUUGGUGGUGAAAUUUGGUAAACGGCCGGUUUACAUUGCGUCAUCGGCAAUGUACACGAUUACGGCGAUCUGGGUUGCUUCGGCGAGGACUUAUGCGAAUGCCUUGGUUGCGAGGAUCGUGAUGGGGUUCGCGAGUGGGAGUGGAGAGUGCAUUGCUCCCCUGACCAUCAGCGAUCUCUUCUUCUUGCAUGAACGCGGGACCGUGAUGGCGAUGUAUACCGCUUCGCUCAACUUCGGUGUCUCGAUGGGUAUAAUCCUUUCCGGUCUGAUCACACUGACCUUGGAGUGGAGAUAUAUCUAUUGGAUUGCAAGCGCGAUGAUCGGGGUGUUGACGAUUGUGGUCUUCUUCACGAUGCCGGAAACUUCAUUUGCGAGGAGCCAGUAUCUUGCUCAUGACAGUGACACUUUCCGCGACGAUCAGACCGCUGCUCCACCUUCACGACAGUGUGAUCGAUACGUCGAAACUCUCCGUCUGUACAACGGGCGCUUCACGAACGAAUCUUUCCGCACUCUUUUCAUUCGCCCAAUCCUCAUGCUGGCACUGCCUCCGGUGUUGUGGGCCACGCUCGUAAUGGCUGUAACGAUUGGUUUCCUCGUCGCAAUAACCUCGAACUUCUCUACGGCGUUCGCCGAUACGUACGACUUUGAAGCAUGGCAAGCUGGACUCUGCUUUAUUGCGGGAUUGUUGGGAAGCGGAUUUGGCAUUUUCUUUGGCGGGUGGUUUUCGGACUGGAUCGCGGAUUGUUUGACGAGGAGAAACGGUAAGCCAUGGCGUGCGUGUAUCUGGGUUGGUGGAUAUUAUGGGCUGACCUCGUUGCUCUUAGGUGGUACUCGCGAGCCAGAAUUCCGUCUGCCUGCUAUGACUAUCGGUCUCCUUACAACACCGCUUGCUUUGGCACUAUACGGAGCCGGAAUCGAAUGCCAAUGGCAUUGGACCGUUCCAACAGUGGCUUUGGGUUUGCUGAGCUUCAGCAUAGCACAAGCAACAAGCGUGUCCCUCGUCUACAUUGUCGACGCAUACCGUCCUGUAGUAGGCGAGACGGUCGUGACGCAGCUCGCUUUCAAGUGUAAGUCUUCAAGCUCUUCCAUCGUCGUAGUGAAGUCUGCUAACAAUCCGCUCUAGCUGCCUUCGGCUUCCUACUGUCAUUUUACACCAACCCAUGGAUAGCGUUGGAUGGCUACGAAGACUCCUUCGGCGCCAUGGCCGGGAUCUCGGCUUGUAUACUGGUCCUCUGGAUCCCACUGUUCCUGUAUGGCAAACGGAUCCGGCAUGCGAGCUUGGCAUGGCCUUUCAUUGCAAGUAGAAUUAGGUGGAAUCCUGACCGAGAGACGGGAGAAUGA